AUGAAGGUGGAAAUGUGCCUCAACAUGGGCGAACCACACUUGAGGUUGAUCAGGCCAAAAGGCUGGCAGUUUGAAGGCCGGUCUAUUGUGUUGCAAUUCCUGCAGGAAUUCUGGAUUGUCGUCAUCAAGCGCCCGGCCCCACAAGCGCCCGGCCCCACAAACGCCCCGCCCCACAAGCGCCCGCCCCACACCAGCGCCCGGCCCCACAAGCGCCCGGCCCACACCAGCGCCCGGCCCCACAAGCGCCCGGCCCCACAAGCGCCCGGCCCCACAAGCGCCCGGCCCACACCAGCGCCCGGCCCCACAAGCGCCCGGCCCCACAAGCGCCCGGCCCCACAAGCGCCCGGCCCACACCAGCGCCCGGCCCCACAAGCGCCCGGCCCACACCAGCGCCCGGCCCACACCAGCGCCCGGCCCCACAAGCGCCCGGCCCACACCAGCGCCCGGCCCACACCAGCGCCCGGCCCCACAAGCGCCCGGCCCCACAAGCGCCCGGCCCACACCAGCGCCCGGCCCCACAAGCGCCCGGCCCCACACCAGCGCCCGGCCCCACACCAGCGCCCGGCCCACACCAGCGCCCGGCCCCACAAGCGCCCGGCCCACACCAGCGCCCGGCCCCACAAGCGCCCGGCCCACACCAGCGCCCGGCCCCACAAGCGCCCGGCCCCACAAGGCCCGCCCCACAAGCGCCCCCCACACAAGCGCCCGCCCCACAAGCGCUCCGCCCCACACCACGCCCGGCCCCCCAAGCCCCGUCCCACACCAGCCCGGCCCACACCACGCCCGCCCCACAAUCCCCGGCCCCACAAGCGCCCUCCCACACAAGCGCCGGCCCCACAAGCGCCCGCCCCACACCACUCCCGGCCCCACAACGCCCCCCCACAAUCGCCCGGCCCACACCAGCGCCCGGCCCACACCAGCGCCCGGCCCCACAAGGCUCCCUCCCCACAAUCUCCCGGCCCCACAAUCUCCCGUCCCACACCAUCCCCGGCCCCACAAUCUCCCGCCCCACACCACUCCCUUCCCCACACCAGCGCCCGGCCACACCACGCCUCCCCCACUCUCCUUCCCACCACCACCACCGCCCGCCCCACAAGCGCCCGGCCCACACCAGCGCCCGGCCCCACAAGCGCCCGGCCCCGCCCCUGGCCCACCGGCACGCGGCUCCCUCAGCACCUGUACUAG
Molecule: messenger RNA, 1185 nt
Organism: Amblyraja radiata (thorny skate)
Lineage: Eukaryota; Metazoa; Chordata; Chondrichthyes; Rajiformes; Rajidae
Product: basic proline-rich protein-like
Exons: 3
Coding region: 1-1185 (394 amino acids)
Source: RefSeq, a predicted model, not a curated record